AGAUCGACUGCACUUUUCUGAAGCAUUGUUGGCGGGCAGUUGCGCGGGCGAAGCAUUCACCAGCAGAUCGCCCCAAUUGCGGCCAGACAAGCACCCAUAUUGCCACCAUGGGUUCGCUGAAACGCAAGGAGGGCCCUGACGGUGCUUCUGCAUCCAAGACAGCUCGAGCAGCAACAGAAUCCAGGCCUUCAAAACGGGCCAAAUCGAGCGACUCGACGAAAGACAGCGACAAGAAGCGCGCAAAGUCGCCCAAGUCGUCCGCUUCAAAGCCAGUUUCCGCCCCGUUGGUUUCACAGCUCAAAGAGGAGGAGCCGCUUUUCCCUCGAGGUGGUGGGAGCGUCCUCACUCCUCUUGAACAGAAGCAGAUCCAGAUCCAGGCGAAAAAGGAUGUGCUGUUCGAGGAGGCUACUGGCAAGAAGGGGGACAAGGUGGAAGGUGCUUCUAAAAAGAAGAAGCGAAAGUCCAGGGGAGACGAGACAGCCGCGAAGACCGUCACGGAUGAGGAUGCUGUCAAGGUCGAAAGUCUGAAUUUCAAGCGUCUUGUCAAAGGCUCACUCGUUCUCGGAACUGUCUCGGCCAUUAAUCCCCUCGAUAUAGCCAUCGCUUUGCCAAACAAUCUCAUCGGUCAUGUGUCUAUCACCGCCAUCUCCGAGUCCCUGACCCAACGGCUGCAGACCAGUGCCGAGAAAGAAGACGAGGCGGAGGAGUCCGGGGACGAAAGCUCUGACGACGUCGAUCUCUCGAGCUUAUUUCGUAUUGGCCAGUAUGUGCGCACGUACGUCGUGUCUACAAUGGACGAAUCAACCCCCGGAAAGACGAGACGACAUAUUGAACUGUCUCUCUUUCCUGCACAUACAAACUCCACAAUGUCAGAGCAGGACAUCGUUGAGAAUUGUACGCUUAUGGCUUCGGUUGCUAGCGUCGAGGACCGUGGCUUUGUCAUGGAUAUCGAUAUCCCUGAUUCCGAGCUCAAGGGGUUCUUGCCGCGCAAGCAGCUUGACAAAAGCAUAGACGAGGAUAAUAUGCAGCCGGGCGCAGUUUUUCUCUGCACUGUGACCGGCAGAGCGGCGGGUGGCAAGGUUGUCCAGCUAUCCACGCUCUCGGACCGCCUUGGUAAUGCCGCAAACUACCCGGCUGAAGCUACUACUAUCGAGUCAUUCCUACCGGGCGCUGCGGCCGAUGUAUUGGUAUCUGAGGUCUCUCAGCAUGGCAUCGUUGGCAAGGUAAUGGGUCAUCUGGACGUGACCGCAGAUCUUAUCCACUCUGGCGCCGGACCCGAUGGUGUCGUCCUCGAAGACAAGUUCAAGGUGGGCUCCCGAGUCAAGGCGAGAAUCAUCUGCACAUUCCCAACCGCGAACAAGCCGAAGCUAGGGAUUUCCCUUCUGCCGCAUGUUCUCUCGAUGAAGCCAAAGACGGCUGCUCAAAACGACCAGGAAGUGCUGCCAACUCAGAUUCUUGCUCACUCCGCAGUUGUGGAGAAAUGCACGGUACAAAGGGUCGAGCCUGGCAUUGGGCUUUAUGUUGAUGUUGGCGUAAAGGGUGUCGCAGGGUUCGUCCACAUUUCCAGGGUCAAGGACGGCAAGGUGGAUACUUUGUUCGAGAACAGCGGCCCAUACAAGGUUGGGUCCGUCCACCCUGGCCGCGUGGUCGGUUACAACCCGUUCGACGGCAUGUUCCUCCUCUCUUUCGAGAAGCAUGUUCUCGAGCAACCAUUCCUGCGAAUUGAAGACAUCCCAGUGGGAGCCGUAGUUCCCGGUGUGGUUGAGAAGCUUGUCGUCAACCAAGACGGCCUCGGAGGUCUUAUCGUCAGGAUUGCCGAGGGGAUAUCUGGUCUAGUCCCCGAGAUGCAUCUCGCCGAUGUACACUUGCAGCAUCCCGAGAAGAAGUUCCGGGAAGGGAUGAAAGUCAAGACCCGCGUGUUGUCGACCAACCCAGCAAUGCAUCAAUUGCGUCUGACACUGAAGAAAACGCUGGUCAAUUCCGAAGCACCCCCCAUCAAGUCAUACGAUGAGCUGGCGGUAGGACUUCAGGCGCCUGGUACAAUCGUCAGCGUGCUGCAGCACGGGGCCAUCGUCCAGUUCUACGGCCAACUUCGCGGUUUCCUUCCCGUCUCUGAGAUGAGCGAGGCCUACAUACACGAUCCCAAAGAACAUUUCCGGGUGGGACAGACUGUCAGUGUAUACGUCCUCAGCUUUGACCCAGAAGCUAGCAGGCUCAUUGUUUCAUGCAAAGACCCUUCUGCUUUUGGACUAGAAAAACAGCUUGCGCUGAAGAAGCUUCAAAUCGGCGAUCUGGUUUCCGCUAAGGUGACUCAGAAGACAGAGGACGAUAUCUUCGUAGAGCUCAUCGACUCUUCAUUGAAAGCAAUUCUUCCCGUCGGCCAUUUGACUGAUAAAUCGGUCAGCAAGACGCAGUCUGCCCUGAAAAAAAUCCACGUCAACCAAACACUUUCCGACUUGGUCGUCCUUGAGAAGAACGAAAGUCGCCGUUCCAUAACUCUCUCACACAAGCCAAGUCUUGUCCAAGCAAGCGAACAGGGGAAGCUCCUCUCCGGCGUUGAUGAUGCCCAGGUCGGAGAAGAAGUGCCCGGCUUCGUCCGGAAUAUCACUGCCACGGCCGUGUUCGUGCAGUUUGCAGGCAAAUUGACGGCUCUCCUCCCAAAGUCGAUGAUGCCUCGGGAGAUACACGAUAAGCCCAAUUUUGGAAUGCACAAGUCACAGUCCGUCCUUGUCAGGGUCACCCACGUCGACAAAGAUCUCGGCCGCCUGGUCGUGGCGAUACCAUCUGUUCUUGAUGAACAGGCGAAGAAGUCUGCGAAGCCGGUCGAGAAGGCAGUAAACUCCCUGGACGACUCAAUCAGCUCGAUUAGUGAUCUUGGCAUCGGCAAACAUACCGAGGCUAGGGUGAAAUCUGUUAAGGAGACGCAACUCAAUGUCGAAAUCGCGGACAACAUUCAGGGGCGAAUCGACGUCUCGCAGGUUUUCGAUAGCUGGAGUGAUAUUCCAGACCCGAAGAGGCCGCUGAAGAAGUUCAAGCCAAAAGACGUUGUGCGGGUUCGCGUUCUGGGCAUUCAUGAUGCCCGUAACCACAGAUUCUUGCCCAUCACCCAUCGGUCUAGCCACUCGGUUCUAGAGCUUUCAGCAAAGCCGAGCGAUCUCAAGGAAGGGACUCCUCCAGAGCCACUAUCUCUUGAGAAGGUCGAAGUCGGGUCCACCCAUCUGGCCUUCGUCAACAACGUUGGGACUAACCACCUGUGGGUUAACCUAUCUCCCAACGUGCGCGGCAGGAUCAGCGCUAUGGAGGCUUCCGACGACUUGUCCAAGCUUGCAAACUUGGAAAAGAGCUUCCCUGUAGGCUGUGCGCUUCAAGUACGGGUUCUGGCCGUAGACGCGGACAAGAAGCGCGUUGAUCUCUCUGCCCGGACUCCCGGCGCCGCUAACGCGCUUACCUGGGACAAGAUCGAACAAGGCAUGGUCUUGCCCGCGAAGGUCACCAAGGUCAAUGACCGCCAAGUCGUCGUCCAGCUCAGCGACUCGGUAGCAGGACCGGUGCACCUGGCAGAUCUCGCAGAUGACUACGACGAAGCGAACCCACUCCGCUAUUCGAAGAAUGAGAUAGUGCGGGUAGCCGUCGUAGAGAUUGAUAAGAGCAACAAGCGAUUGAGGUUGUCUUUGCGGCCCUCGAGGGUCCUCAACUCAUCCUUGCCCGUAAGGGAUAAGGAGAUUACAAAGAGCACGGAGCUCAAGGUCGGCGACAUUAUCCGAGGUUUCGUCAAAAAUGUCUCGGAUAAGGGUCUCUUCGUCUCUCUUGGUGGGGACGUUGUGGCACUGGUCCUGAUUAAGAAUUUGUCCGACUCUUUCCUGAAAGACUGGAAGGAACACUUUCAAGUCGAUCAAGUGGUGAAAGGACGCAUCAUAUUUGCUGCUGAUGGACGCUUCGAGAUGAGCUUGAAGCCGUCAGUGGUAGAGAAGGAUUUUGUCCCUUUGACCACAAUGUCUGACCUGAAGGAAGGUCAGACCAUUACCGGUAGAGUCCGGAAGGUCGAAGAGUUUGGUGCCUUUAUCGACAUCGAUGGAUCGGCCAAUCUCUCCGGUCUCUGUCAUCGCAGUGAGAUGGCGGACAGGACCGUCAAGGAUGCGAGGACACUCUACAACGAAGGUGACCGUGUCAAGGCCCGUGUGCUGAAGGUCGAUCUCGAGAAAAAGCGAAUCAACCUCGGUCUGAAACCCUCCUACUUUAAGGAUGGCGACGACGACGAUAUGGACGUCGAGAGUGAAGACGAGGAUGCCGGUGCAGCCAUUAGCAGUGAAGAAGGAAGCGACAUCGACGAGGCGAUGGACGAUGCAGGGGGUGCACUUCUUCUUGCUGGGUCCGAUGAUGAGCAUGACAACGAUGACCGAGAUGAAGGUGAUGAUAGCAGCGAUGUCGAGAUGGUCGAUGCCAAACCAGAAGGCUUGGCUGGUCUCGAUGCCGGAGGGUUUGACUGGGCAGCCAACGCUCUGGAUGCGGACGAUAAUGCCAAUAAUAGCCUUGUGGACAGGCCAAACAAGAAGGCAAAGAAACGGCAUGAACCCCAGAUCCUGGUUGACAAGACAGCUGAACUGGACAUCAACGGGCCGCAAACAUCCAGCGAUUAUGAACGACUCCUCCUCGGCCAGCCCGACUCAUCCCAGCUAUGGAUUGCAUACAUGGCGUUCCAGAUGCAAGCCAAUGACCUGGCCAGCGCAAGGCAAGUGGCAGAGAGGGCAAUCAAAACCAUCAACAUCAAGGAAGAGACGGAGAAGUUGAACGUGUGGAUUGCAUAUCUCAACCUUGAAGUCGCUUAUGGCACCGACGAAACAGCAGAGGAGGUCUUCAAACGAGCGUGUACAUACAACGACGAGCAGGAAGUUCACGAGCGGCUGGCAAGCAUCUACAUCCAGGCUGGGAAGCACAAGGAAGCCGACGAUCUCUUUGAAAAGAUCGUCAAGAAGUUCGGCUCCCAGUCGCUGGACGUCUGGAUCAACUACGCCCACUUCCUUCAUGCGACCGCCAACCAGCCGGACCGCGCCCGAGCCCUCCUCAAGCGUGCCACGCAGGUGCUCGGCAGCAGCACGCAGCAGUCGCGCACGUACCUCUUGCUACUACCCAAGUUCGCCGCGCUCGAGUUCCGCUCCCCCAACGGCGACCGCGAGCAGGGCCGCACCCUCUUCGAGAGCUUGCUCGCAACCUACCCCAAGAAGUUUGACCUCUGGAACCAGCUGCUCGAUCUGGAGACAUCGCCGUCAGCGGUGGGCACCGCCGAUGUGACCGUCAUCCGCGACCUGUUCGAGCGCGGAAGCAAGGUUAAGGGGUUGAAGCCCAAGCAGGCAAAAGCCUGGUUCCGGCGGUGGGCGAAGUGGGAGGAGGAGAAUGGCGAUGCGAAGAGUAGGGAGCGGGUUUCGGCCAAGGCGCAGGAAUGGGCCAGGAUGGCGGGUGAAAAGAAGAGUGCUGCCGCUGCUGUUGCCGCUGUGGCUGGUGAUGGGGAGAAUGAGGACGAGGAGUAAUUAGAGGGAGGAGAUGGAUAUAUCCUAUUUCAUUUGGAUUCUGGAAGAAAACAAAAGAGGCGCAGGACCAAUUCCACGGGCGGGUGGCAUGGUUUGCCGGCACCUUGAUUUGCUUCGAUUCCCGUGCAUAGUAUACACUGUACUGUUCGAUAUCCGUGAUUGCCCGUCUUCAUAUCUGAUUUGUAUUGUCGAAACAGAGGCCUUAUCCUAUGACACUCUUUGCCCGUCAUAUAUGUAGCAGCACCCUUU
Canariomyces notabilis is the source of this 5774-nucleotide messenger RNA. Its product is annotated as nucleic acid-binding protein. Lineage: Eukaryota; Fungi; Ascomycota; Sordariomycetes; Sordariales; Chaetomiaceae. Bases 108 to 5525 code for a protein of 1805 amino acids. Gene Ontology annotation, cellular component: small-subunit processome; nucleolus. The transcript is spliced from 3 exons. Gene Ontology annotation, molecular function: RNA binding; protein binding. The record is from RefSeq and is a predicted model, not a curated record. Gene Ontology annotation, biological process: rRNA processing.